AUGCUUAUUGACUGCAUAGAUCUAGAUCCAGACUCGCCUCAUUUCGAUAGCUACCUAUCCGUCAUCAAGAAUUAUGGUAGUUUAAAACCUUGUAACAAGUCGCACUGCAGUAUACCCUGCCCAAACGCCGCCCCACCCCCCAAUUGCCCAGAAGUGGUACCGUACUGUGUGACAGGCUGCGCAUGCGUCUUGGACUGCGAAAACGAUCAGAGGAUCUGCUUCGAAACGAAGGGCUGCAUGAAUAGACGGGUUUACUUUGAACAAAUGCUUAACAAACUGGAUUACUUCGGAGACAAUACUUCGCUGCAUGGAGUUAAACAUGCGUUCUCCCUCUCACAUAUACCAUUUUUUAAAAAAUUAUUCUGGAUUCUGGUCUUAUCAGCAAGUGGAUUCGGCGCUUCAGUGAUACUAAGGUCACUAAUGGCACUAUAUUCUGGUGAAGCUGUGUCCUAUGUAUUGGACACCAAUUAUAUCGACUUCGAGACGCCUUUCCCGGCCGUGACAGUAUGCCAGCAAGUGGACUCGGGUCAAGCCAUGAGUUAUAUAAUAAAGAACGGUCUACCCAAAAGCCUGGUAACAUUCUACAAGGAGGUCAGUUUUUAUUACCUCAAAUACUGCAAAACUUGGUGCGACUGUAAGAUGAAUGUCACCUGUAUGGUGGACUUCUUAGAUGCUGUGGAACAGAUAAGGUCUCCUUGUAAAGACAUCAUGACUGACUGCUGGUUUAAAGGAGAGCAUUUUCCAUGUUGUGACCGGUUUCUCCCAUUGGAAACCGAGUACGGUCUAUGUUUCACGUUCAAUUCAAGAUUGCACGGCCAUGUUUUGAAGGCAAGCCGACGAGAUGGACCCUUACUGCCAGCCCUUGUGUUCAACGUCAAAGAAGAAAUUGGGUUAAGAGUUCACUCUCCAGAAGACAUGGUCUCAGUCGCGAUGGAGAACCCACUGGGCAAGCCGAUGUCGGUGCCCCUCAUCACUGAUCUGGAAAUCAUCUUGAAGGCGGACCUGAUCACGAGCGACCAAGCCGUGACUCCAAUGACGCCCGCAGCCCGCAGCUGUCUCUUCCCCUACGAGUGGCCUGAGCACGCGGUCUACUGGAACUUCUCCCGGUACACCUACAGCACCUGCAUGCUAUACUGCAGGGCCAUGGCGCAGUACUACUAUUGCAAUUGCACGCAUCAUUUGAUGCCAAGGAUAAGAAAUCUUCCGUUUUGCAAUGCUGACGAAAUUCAAUGUCUCAGUAAAACUAAAGAUCAGUUCUCGAGCUACCCAUGUAGUUGUCCGAUGGCGUGCGAGGAAGUGAAUUAUAAAGUGGUCCAUAUCUUCAAUGUACGCCAUACGAAGGAUGUUCCGAAGACCUUGUCCGCCAGGGGGUCCAGGGUGGAAAUACGCUUGGGAGAACUUCCCAACUCCAUGGUCAGAAGGGUGGCCAUACGACACACGCUUGGAUUAGUUGUGGACAUCGGAGGCGUCGCCGGCGUGUUUUUUGGAGCUUCUCUUUUGAGUAUAUUGGAAAUAUUCUAUCUUUUUUUUAUACGGCGUGAUUCUUAA
This is a messenger RNA of Amyelois transitella, 1548 nucleotides long. RefSeq names its product sodium channel protein Nach. Gene Ontology annotation, molecular function: ligand-gated sodium channel activity. Gene Ontology annotation, biological process: sodium ion transmembrane transport. NCBI's taxonomy places the organism in Eukaryota, Metazoa, Arthropoda, Insecta, Lepidoptera, Pyralidae. The record is from RefSeq and is a predicted model, not a curated record. Gene Ontology annotation, cellular component: membrane. The coding region runs from base 1 to 1548 and encodes 515 amino acids. The transcript is spliced from 12 exons.